This is a messenger RNA of Hevea brasiliensis (rubber tree), 1776 nucleotides long. RefSeq names its product protein DETOXIFICATION 40. The coding region runs from base 82 to 1608 and encodes 508 amino acids. Lineage: Eukaryota; Viridiplantae; Streptophyta; Magnoliopsida; Malpighiales; Euphorbiaceae. The record is from RefSeq and is a predicted model, not a curated record. Gene Ontology annotation, cellular component: membrane. The transcript has 7 exons. Gene Ontology annotation, molecular function: xenobiotic transmembrane transporter activity; antiporter activity. Gene Ontology annotation, biological process: xenobiotic detoxification by transmembrane export across the plasma membrane.
AAAUCCUCGUUUAUAAAUGUGCUUGCCAUGUGGGUAUGGACAUCGAAGGAGAGAAAAGAAGAAUAAGAAAAGUGUAGCAAGAUGAUGCUCUCUCACUCUCAGCCUCUUCUUCAGAGCUUCAGGUCUGGCCAUGAAGCAGUCACCUCUGAGCUAGAAGAUAUUUUAAACGAUACUCGCACACCAACCUUUAAAAGGCUCAGAUCAGCCUCCUGGGUUGAGCUUAAAUUGCUCUUCCAACUUGCAGCUCCUGCAGUGAUUGUUUACUUGCUGAAUAAUGUGGUUUCCAUGUCUACCCAGAUCUUCUGUGGUCACCUAGGAAAUCUUCAGCUUGCUGCUGUUUCUCUUGGGAACACUGGCAUCCAAGUUUUUGCCUAUGGCCUUAUGCUCGGCAUGGGAAGUGCGGUGGAAACCCUUUGUGGGCAAGCAUAUGGGGCGCACAAAUUCGAAAUGCUAGGCAUAUAUCUCCAGAGAUCAACAAUUCUCCUGAUGGCAACGGGGAUCCCUCUCGCGCUGAUCUAUGUCUUUUCGAAGCCCAUCUUGGUCUUACUCGGGGAACCAAACGACAUAGCAACUGCAGCUGCAGUUUUUGUCUAUGGACUCAUCCCUCAAAUUUUCGCUUAUGCCGCUAACUUUCCCAUACAAAAGUUUUUGCAAUCUCAAAGCAUAAUUGCCCCCAGUGCAUACAUAUCACUGGUUGCACUGGCGGUGCACAUCUUAUUUACCUGGCUAGCCGUGUUUAAAUGGAACUGGGGCUUGUUAGGUGCAGCCUUGAUCCUGAGUUUGUCUUGGUGGUUCAUUGUGAUUGCCCAGUUUGUGUACAUUGCAAUGAGCAGGAAGUGUAGGAAAACAUGGAAAGGUUUUAGCGUGCAGGCAUUCGUUGGUCUUUGGGGUUUCUUUAAAUUGUCAGCUGCAUCAGCAGUGAUGUUGUGCUUGGAGACCUGGUAUUUUCAAGUGCUGGUGUUGAUUGCAGGGUUGUUGGAAAAUGCAGAGAUUGCAUUGGAUUCUCUCUCAGUUUGCAUGACAAUAUCCGGAUGGGUGUACAUGAUUUCAGUUGGAUUCAAUGCCGCUGCCAGCGUGAGAGUGAGCAACGAGCUAGGAGCAGGACAUCCAAAAUCAGCAGCUUUUUCUGUGAUAAUGGUGAAUCUAUGCUCUUUCAUUAUUGCUGUAAUCGCAGCCAUCGUUGUGAUGAUAUUGCGCGACUACCUCAGCUAUGCUUUCACUGAAGGUGAAGUUGUUUCCCAAGCAGUCUCCGAGCUCACCCCAUUCUUGGCUAUUACUCUCAUUCUAAACGGUGUUCAGCCUGUUUUGUCUGGGGUGGCUGUUGGAUGUGGAUGGCAAGCAUUUGUUGCAUAUGUGAACGUUGGAUGUUAUUACUUGAUUGGCGUUCCACUAGGGGUGCUUCUUGGAUUUAAAUUCAACCUGGGUGCCCAGGGAAUAUGGUCAGGGAUGAUCGGUGGUACGUUUUUGCAAACUAUUAUUUUAUUAUGGGUUACUUUUCGAACAGAUUGGAAUAAAGAGGUGGAGAAUGCAAAGGAUCGGUUGAGCAUAUGGGAAGAAACGAAAGAGCCUCUCUUGGAGGAUAAUAAAAGAGAUGGCUCGGAGAAUUGAAGUGGAUUUGGUUUUAUCGUCCUUUUGUAGUAUAAAUUUGAUAUCUUUACAACUCUAUUGAGAGAUUUUUGGUUUGAAUUUCACUGUAUGAUAAACAAAGGGUUGUGAGUGGCUGAAGUUGUCUUUGGGUAAUUGCAUGGAAUACAAAUAGCUUGCGUGGAGACUCGA